Panthera uncia (snow leopard) is the source of this 2748-nucleotide messenger RNA. It is a transcript of the gene DOK3, whose product is annotated as docking protein 3. The transcript is spliced from 6 exons. Gene Ontology annotation, cellular component: cytoplasm. Lineage: Eukaryota; Metazoa; Chordata; Mammalia; Carnivora; Felidae. Bases 601 to 1944 code for a protein of 447 amino acids. The record is from RefSeq and is a predicted model, not a curated record. Gene Ontology annotation, biological process: cell surface receptor protein tyrosine kinase signaling pathway; positive regulation of MAPK cascade.
AACUGGCAUCUGCUACUGCUACCGCCAACACUCAGCCUGCUGGGUCUUAGUUGUGGAAGGAGCCAUGUAGCUGGGGUCCCCUUCUGGGGGCUCUGGCUAUCUCCUCUGGGCUAGCUGGAUUGGUGACUCGAGAGACCGCAUUGGUGGGCCAAGGGGAAAUGGUUGGGUUUUCUGGUCUCUGGUUGGCUCUUUAUAAUCUCCAGCCUUGCCCCAGCCUCCCUCUUCCUGUCAGCUGAAUGAAGCUCUUGGGGCCCCUUGGGAGGCGACUUCCUGUCUCAGGCCCCCUGCCCACUUGCCGGCUCACACAGGCUCCCAGUAGGAACCCUCUGUUCCCCUCACCAAGGGGGUAAGCAGAUGCCACAGGACUGCUGCUCAAGCCACUAGUGCUCACUUACCUCACCUCAUGCCCAGCUGUCUGUUGGGCUCAGGAUCCAGGCAAUCCAGAUAGACGUCUGCUGGGAAGCUCCUAGCCCUGCAGCUGCCUCUCUGGACAGAGGGAGGGGGAAGUGGCCAGAAGGGGAAGUGUGAGGAGUUCCCCUCUGGCCUGUCACCAGUCUCCUCGGGCCGUCGGAGUGGCAGCCCUGGGGCCUGGCUGCGGCCAUGGAGCCUCUGGAGACUCCCAUCAAGGACGGCAUCCUCUACCAGCAGCACGUCAAGUUUGGAAAGAAGUCCUGGCGAAAAGUAUGGGGUCUGCUGUAUGCAGGAGGCCCAUCAGGUGUGGCACGGCUGGAGAGCUGGGAGGUCCGGGAUGGUGGCCUGGGGCCAGCAGGUGACAGGUCUGCGGGACCUGGCCGGCGUGGGGAACGGCGGGUCAUCCGCCUGGCUGACUGCGUGUCUGUGCUGCCUGCUGAUGGUGAGAACUGCCCCAGAGACACUGGUGCCUUCCUGCUCACCACCACAGAGCGCAGUCAUCUACUGGCCGCACAGCAUCGCCAGGAGUGGAUGGGCCCCAUCUGUCAGCUGGCCUUCCAGGGCACAGGAGAGUAUCCCUCAGGAUCAGGGGAGGUGGAGGCUCCCAAGAGGGGCCUGGUCCCCAUGGAGGAGAAUUCCAUCUACUCCUCCUGGCAGGAAGAGGGCGAGUUUCCAGUAGUGGUACAGAGGACGGAGGCUGCCACCCGCUGCCAGCUGAAGGGGCCCUACCUCCUGGUGCUAGGCCAAGACACCAUCCAGCUAAGGGAGCCCUCCAGCCCCCAGGCCCUCUACACCUGGCCCUACCGCUUCCUGCGCAAGUUCGGCUCUGACAAGGGCGUGUUCUCCUUUGAAGCCGGCCGCCGCUGUGACUCUGGCGAGGGCCUCUUCGCCUUCAGCAGCCCCCAAGCACUCGACCUGUGCAGGGCUGUGGCUGCUGCCAUUGGCCGCCAGCGGGAGCGGCUGCCAGAGCUGGCUGGGCCCCGGCCCUGUCCCCUGCCUCGGGCCACCUCCCUGCCUUCACUGGACCCACCAGGGGAGCUACGGGAGGUGCCCCCGGGGCCCGAGCCACCCAGCGCCCGGAGGGCAUGCCUGGUUGAGCCCGGGCCCCAGAGCCUACCCCUACUGCUGAGCCCGGCACCCCAUGAUGAGUCGGCACCUGGGCUCUAUGCCUCAGUGUGCAAGCGAGCCAGCGUGCCCCCAGGCAAGGCCGAGCACCUCUAUGAGAACCUGUGCGUGCUGGAGGCAGGUCCCAUGCUGCCCAGGGAUAGGGACCCGGAGCAGGAGGGUCCCAGCCGCCACAGCCCCCUGGCCAGCCCCAUCUACCAUAACAGCGAGGACUUGGGUUGGCCUAGCCCUGCCCACGACAGCAGCCUGGAGGCCCAGUACCGGAGGCUGCUGGAACUGGAGCUGGAUGACAGUGAUGAGGUGGGGGGCUCUGGCCGCCCCAGUGCUCACUCAGGCUUCAAGGCCAAGCUAGUGACGCUGCUGAGCCGUGAGCGGAGGAAGGGCCCAGCCCCCUGCGACCGGCCCUGAAAGCCUUGUAUGGAUCUCUGCGAUAGGAGAGAAAGGUGCUCUGCUCUCCCUGGGCCGGGAAGGCGGGCAAACAAUGGACAUCUGGGACACACACUGGCAUCCACUCUAGCCUGCGGAUAUAAGGCAGGCAGCUUGGGGAGGACCCCUCAUGUGCCCUGUGGGCCCCCCAAUGUAUAGUGUACAGAUUUGCUGGUAAUAAAACCUCCCAGCUCUGCUCUUGGUCCCACCUUAUAGCCCACACUGUGCACCUCCAAUCUUCAGCUCCUGGCAAUGGCACUCACUGAUCCACAUGGACACACAGCCCCUCACUCACGUGUACUGCACCUAACACCAGUGCCCUGUACUGGGUUCUGGGGGACACACAUAAGCCAGACUUAACCUUUGCGACCCGUGGGCUCAAGUCCACUAGAGCAGAUGUAUGGGGUGCAGAUAAUUAUGGCCCGUAUAGUCCUGGGCAAUAAAAAUGGCUGGGACAGUAGGGCAGGAGGAGAAAUUGGGCUUGCUGAUGGGUGAGGUGCCCUCUGAAUUAAGUGUGAAGGGUAGGCAGGGCAUUACCAGAUGGGCAGCUAGCCCCAGGGCUUUCCAGGCUGAGUGUAGGUAUGCACUGGCCCUGAGAUGAAGGGAAAAGCAUGGUCACAGAGGGCUCCAAGAGGCUGAUAGGGAGUUGGUGGCCGAGCAUGAGAGGCCUGACCAUCCUGCAAUGAGCUUGGUCUCAUCUUCAGCAGAGAGACACAGCCAGAUAAAGAAAGGAGCAGCAUGGAAAACAAAUUUGAGGGAGUCUAACUGGAGGCCAGGAAGCCUGAG